Messenger RNA from Cherax quadricarinatus, 4404 nucleotides. RefSeq lists its product as uncharacterized. The record is from RefSeq and is a predicted model, not a curated record. NCBI's taxonomy places the organism in Eukaryota, Metazoa, Arthropoda, Malacostraca, Decapoda, Parastacidae.
UGUGGUGGGCUGGGGAAGGAAGGGUGUGCAGUGGGCGCUAGGAGCGGGGCCGCGAGGUGUGUUGUCAGUCCAGUGUAGCCUGCACCAGCAACAUGAUGCGAGGACCAAGUUACGACGAUUCCUACAUCUCUCGAAAAAUAACGCAGAUGCCUGGACCCACCUUCAAUGCACCUGGGCCCGUUUCCUAUGGACGCCCACCCAUAGGCGGCUACAUACAGGAUCCUUACGGCUACGACUACAUCCCCAGGCGAAGGAAAACAAAGACAACAAGGGCGGAGGCCCGUAGCCUGAGCCCGGAGAUUCCCUACCUUUGGCCUGAAGUGGAUAACAGCUUCAUGGAGCGUAAGGCUCGCAAAGGCUGGUAUCGUGUCGACUUCGGGCCACAUCGAGCCACAGAAACGCGGUACCUGCCCACUACCAGGGACAGACUCAACUUCCUGAGGCGCUACGCUGAACCUAUCGCCUACUCAUCUUACUCACCUCCCAGAGCCAGUUCCGUUCCUCCACCAGUCAAGAGUGUCAAGACUAUCAGAUAUCCCAGAUAUUCCUCCUACUGGACUACUCCCAGAUACCAUUCGUCGGUUCUGAUUCCUUAUAGGAGGCCAAGAUCAAUCUCGUACAGUUACUGGUAUUACCCAACUCUGGGACCGUACUCAGGAAGAUUGUGGACGUCAGCGAGGCACCUCAGCCCUCUGGCAGGACGCGCCAGAUCCCUCAGCCCUGUCCGCGUUUCAACCAGCUGGAGCGACUCGUAUACCUCGCCCUACUCCUCCUACUCGGCCACCACCACCUACAGUCCAGACAGCACGGAGGUGAGGGAGGAGAGACGGAGUGUGUCCCCCGCCCCCGCCUCCUACAGGCCUUCGGCAGCCACCCAGCUCAUCCUUAACCGAGUAGCGUUAAGGACACCUCGCAGUUCGGUGUCGCCGUUGGUCAGGGGCUACCCACAGUUUGGUCCACCACCUCCACCAGUGCGUAUCGUGCCGCGUUUACCCCCACCAUCCUACUACGACUACGGUGGUUACUAUAGUUACGUCCCACUCCAGCCAAGGAUUAGCCGCUACGACAGCUACCUGGAUGACGAGCUGCCUGAACCUGCCUACAUCCCACGCUACCGUCCUCGUGUCGCAGAUACCCUAGACGAUGCCGACUUCCGUGAAAGAAGCCUCCCUCACCUCACCACCACCACUACAACCACAACUACCACCCCACGGACCACCGCCCAUACCAGAGGCUACUCCCCAGGUGCACCAGCACCUGCAACACGUGCGGUGACCACAGGGGAAGGAGAAGACAGCCUGGCCCUGGUUCCCUUUCGUGGACGCACCGCCGGCAGGCUCAGGCCCCACCUGCAGUCCCUGCCCCGGCAGGAGACAGUGCCGGGGGAGACUGAAGGUGAGAGGCAUCUAGCCCGUCUGGCGCACCGCUACCCAAGCCUCUCUGAACCACAGAUGCUCCAGGACCACGUCGACAAGAUGCGCAUCCGUCUUAAGUCCCUGGCUUACUCCCUCGACCCCACCGGCCCAGUUCCUGAGAUCAUCCUGCCAGAGCGACACAAGAAGUCUGCUGCAAUAGACGACAAGAAGUACUCAUCCGGGCCCAAGCACCUGGCUUGUGUAGAGUUUGCCGGAGGGCAGCCCCAAUGGAAGCGCAAGGCCCGUGCCCGCUACCCUGCCGAGGACCCCGAGCACGUAGCCACCUUGGUCAAGGCUGAGUACGUGGACGCUGAGGAAGCCCCUGAGAAAGAACAGAAAGAGCAGGAGAAACUGAUUCUGAAGGAUCGCCUAUCCAACCGGAUCCACCAGUUUUUCAACAGCACCUUGAAUGCGGAACAGUUCGACAAAUACCUGAAGACAUACCGUCAGCCGGGCCCGAAACUACCUCAUGCGCAAGUGAGGGGAGGCUUUCCUAGCGCCCGUUUGUACGAUUCUUCUGCCCAGGUGAUGCCGGACACCUCUUCCCGCUACACCAAACUCACCAGCAAGUGGGAAGAACCUGACACCGUGUUCGGCGCUCCCUCCGACAAGAAACCCUACUCCAAGGUAGAAACUGGCUCUUCCUUCUUCUCUACCUAUGGUUACACCAACCGAAAGAAGGACUAUGUGGCUGAGAAGGACACAAGCCACGUCCGCUUCGACAGCAGCGCCCUCAAGGCCAUUACCGACGGUGCUGCUGAGGAGGGAAGUGAGGAGAAGAAGGAGCGCAGGAAGAAAAAGAAGUCUAAGGAGCGUGAGGUCGUCCCCGAAGUUGCCACGGUGGAAGCCGUGUCUUCCACACCAGCACCACCAGCAGCAGCACCGGCUGAAGUCUCCGUCCCAGAGGCGGAGCCCGUCUCCGCUCCCACCGAGAGCGAACCUGCCGAAGAUGAAGAGAAGGAGCGCAAGAGACUGGAGAAGAAGAAGAGGAAGGCCGAGCGUGAGGCUGCUGCCAAGGCUGCCAUGGAGGCAGAACUAGCUGCCCUUGCUGCCGCUGAGGCAGAAUUGGCCCGCCUGGAGGCUGAAAGCAGCUCCCUGAAACCCGAGGCUCCUGCUGCCGAGGUCUCCGCCCCUGCCGAGGUCCCUGCCGCCCCUGCUGAGCCCGCCGCUGAGGUGAAAAGUGAGUCCGCUGCUGAAAAAUCUAGCGAGCCCAGCAAGGCCAAACGGAAAUUGCAAUCUGCCACCUCCAAGAUUCUCGCUGUAGGAGCAUUUUUUCGUUCAAAUAAAACACAGAAGCAGCCAUCAGCCGAGUAGAUGCAGUAGAUAGUUCGUCUUUCUACGGAUCUCUUGUGGGAACAGAAGUUAGAGACGCCCCGGCUACCUCCACCACAGCAGAGGCCGGGCAGGAGGGACCUGACGAUACUACCCACGCUGCUGCCGACGUCGACACCAGCAGCGCCCCCACCUCCAGGUCGGGUGACCAGCUUGUGGAGUAGAUGUUGCCAGCACAUCCUCGCUACACCAACAUCCACCCCUCAACUCUCUUAUGAAUUGGUUCAUAAAUCAUUAGCAUCAUUCAGUAACUUAAUUCCUCACAUUCUUUAUCCACCAACUACCCUGGACACUUAUUGUGCUUCAGUUUUUACACUUCUCUGACAGUUAAAACUUGAGAUUCAGACCAUUUACACACAGUCAUCCCUUAAGAUAUGUAGAGUUUUGUUCCUAAGUCGGAUUAGCGUCAAUAUGUUCCAUCUUAAUGACUAUUAUUUCAACAUCAAAGGCACUACAAAUGGUUUAGUUUCUCCUCUGUUAGAGUUGAGAGAAUGUUCACUUAAUAUCAUUUUCUAUGUAACAGUGCUAACCCAAACUAUAAUAGCACUGUUACUUGGCUCCUUGACACAUUUUAUUUAUUGUUUUUUCUAUUAUCUUGGGCCACACUUCUUAACACACACACACGGGGGAUAUAUUACUGUUUUAAUUAUAGCUCAUCUCAUUAUACGCUUUUGGGUUUCAUGUGUUAAGUCAAAUUAUUUGUAAUGACACUUUUUAGCUUGUAUCAUGACGGCAAAAAAAAGAAAAAUAUAUACAAAUUAAGUAAUGGCAUGUAGCAUUUUAUUGUCAAUUUAUCAUAUGGUUAUGUGCUGUCUUAUCUGAAUUCUUAGUUUCAUCUUGAGUUGCAGUUCAAAAAAACCUAUCACAUUGCUCGGUGUUUAAGAGAAAUUGUGACAACUGCACUCAUGGUGGUGGCUAAGAUACAGGGCGGUAUAUGUUUUCUUUUUUAAUCGCUGUAUCUUGUAAGUAAUGAGUGAUGUAUUUGUGCGCAGCUAUAACACUAUUUUCAUCAGCAAAAGUUUGUAAAUACUAUGUAGACUCCGCCCUCAAGUGUAAAAUGCCAGGUACCUGGAUUCAGACAUUAUCUGUUGAGCUGAACGUCAGCGAAGGGCAGCCCAGCUCACACUCAGGUCAUAGCCUGAGCAACUUCUUAAGAGGCAAGCAGGGAAGGCUACACCUAAAAUAGGACACCAGUUAACAGAAAGUUAGGAUCUACGCCUAUAGGUUGACCUUAUGAUAAAAUAGUCAAUAUUUCCUAAUUUAUAUUUACAUAUAUUGGCAUUUUUUUUUGCUUCAAAAUUCUAGGGAGGCAGCUCUCCCUCUUGCACCUCUUCUCCCCAGCACUGGCUAGGGACCUGUAACUGCUAGGUCUGAGUCCUGGUUGGGCAGGUACGCAUGGAUAGUGCUCUUAACUGUGCAACUGUGACGUAUUUUUUAAUGGGCUGGGAAUGUAAAACGUAGGAUGGUUCCAAUUCGCUACUAAUUAGCUUUUCAAGGAAACACAAAUCUAGUCUGCUAAUAUUUAGCUCAUUUGACACUAUUGUGGUCAAAUCUGACAACGUUCUGUUGCAAUAGGUUUCAAUAUUUUGUCUGUUUAAUUUUCUUCCCGACAAUUGUGUCCUGUUCACAAUAAAGAUGUUAAACACACGAGGUUUUA